This is a messenger RNA of Penicillium lagena, 3093 nucleotides long. RefSeq names its product glycoside hydrolase family 31 protein. The transcript has 2 exons. Bases 1 to 3093 code for a protein of 1030 amino acids. The record is from RefSeq and is a predicted model, not a curated record. Gene Ontology annotation, molecular function: hydrolase activity, hydrolyzing O-glycosyl compounds; starch binding. Gene Ontology annotation, biological process: carbohydrate metabolic process. NCBI's taxonomy places the organism in Eukaryota, Fungi, Ascomycota, Eurotiomycetes, Eurotiales, Aspergillaceae.
AUGAUGCGCUUCUUCUGGCUUGGUGCCGCCUUGGGGACAACUGCUGUCUUGGCUCAAGGCAUAAGCAGCUGUCCUGGGUACGCUGCCGCGAAUGUAAAGCACUAUGACAAGACAAUAACUGCGGAUUUGACUUUAGACGGCAGCCCGUGCAACGCGUAUGGGGAUGACAUUAAGGAUUUGAAGCUGCUUGUUGAAUACCAAACAGGGAAUCGGUUGCAUAUCAAAAUUUACGAUGCCAAUGAGCGUGUAUAUCAGAUUCCCAAUGACUUGCUAGCAAUGCCCGAGUCUGAAAAGUUCUCAGAACCUGAAGACUUGGUCUUUUCUAUGCAGCACGCACCCUUCUCGUUUUCCGUCACUCGCAAGUCCAACGGCCAAGUCCUCUUCAACACUACCGGCCAGACGCUCGUUUUCGAGUCACAGUAUCUCAGGCUUCGAACCUCGCUGCCCAGUAAUCCAAAUAUCUAUGGCCUGGGCGAGAGUUCGGAUCCUUUCCGCCAUGAUCCUCAGAACUACUCGCACGUCGAUUGGAACUCUGGUCAACCAUUCAUGCCGCAAAAUUCCAAUUUGUAUGGUUCUUAUCCUAUCUACUACGAUCAUCGCGGCAGCAAGGGUACUCAUGCGGUAUAUCUCCACAACUCAAACGGGAUGAAGAUCAAUCUUGGCGCGGAUACAGAAGAGUUUCUGGAAUAUAACACUAUUGGAGGCGUUUUCGACUUUUAUUUCCUCUCUGGACCAAGCCCAAAAGAUGUUUCAGUCCAGUUCGCUGAAAUAAUUGGCUAUCCGACUCUAAUGCCGUACUGGGGCUUUGGUUUCCAUCAGUGUCGAUAUGGCUACCAAGACACCUAUGAGACAGCCGCUGUAGUAGCAAACUACAGUGCCGCAAACAUCCCGUUGGAGACUAUCUGGAACGACAUCGACUAUAUGGACUACCGUUCCACAUUCUCUUUGGACCCGCUGCGAUUUCCUUUGAGCAGAAUGCAACAGUUCGUCAACUAUCUUCAUGACCAUGACCAGCACUACAUCAUGAUGGUAGACCCUGCCGUCGCCUCUCGAGACUAUCCACCCUUCCACGACGGUAUGGCCAAAGACGCGUUCAUGAAGCAGGACAAUGGCACCUUAUACACAGGGGUUGUCUGGCCGGGACCGACUAACUUCCCCGAUUGGUUUGCACCCAACGCACAAGCCUUCUGGGACCAGCAGUUCGACACAUUCUUCAACGCUGCUAGCGGUGUGGACAUCGAUGGGCUUUGGAUAGACAUGAAUGAGGCAUCCAACUUCUGCGACUAUCCAUGCCCAGAUCCAAAGCAGUUUUCUAUCGAGAGCCGGGACCCGCCACGUCCACCUCCGGUGCGAAUGUACUCGCCGUACAAGAUUCCCGGAUUUCCUGAGAACUUUCAGCCGCAUUGCAUGGCUACUGUUACUUUCAUGGUGGACUCUGAGAUUCCAAACGGGGAUGACCUCCUCUUACUUGGAAGUGCGUUAUCGAUAGGGAACGACACGCCAUUCUAUGCGCCAGACAUGCAAGGCACGAAUGGGACCUGGAAUCUCACGGUUCAGUUGCCUGCGAAUUCAAAGGUUACAUAUUCGUAUCCUCUCUAUACACACGAGGGUCUUUACAUAUUCGAGGCACAAAAUCGGACAAUCCAAACAAAAGACUGUGGCUCAGUGGCUUCAGUCUCAGAUCACUGGACGGUCCCUAAUACAACCGCAGUGGCCGUCCCUGAAACCCAAUAUGCUCUAAAUCGGUCACACCGUGUGAGAAGGGAUGACGGCUCUUCCGACCCGAAAGGAUCCAUGCAGGGUUUGCCGGGACGUGAUCUGAUCUCUCCGCCGUACGAUAUUGGAGCUUAUUUCGGCCCACUGAGUUCACAAACCCUGCCGACCAACUUGCACCACGCCAAUGGCCUAGCAGAGUACGAUGUCCAUAAUUUCUACGGGAGCAUGAUGGGCAGACGUAGUCGCAAUUCGUUGAUAAAACGUCGACCGGGGAAAAGGCCGCUUAUGUUAGUUCUCGAACACGUUGAUAAUUUGAAGCUGUCCUUGCUCACAUUCUGCACAGCAUCACGCGUUCAACUUAUGCUGGCGAUUCUGCUCGAGUCGGGUAAGCCUUACCCGUAUCUAACCUCUCUUCCAGAACUAACAUUCAUCCUCAGGCACUGGUUCGGAGACAACCGCUCCAUUGACAGCGACUACCGCCUCCAAAUCAUCCAGAUGAUCCAAUUCGUCGCCAUGUUCCAGGUGCCAAUGGUAGGCUCCGACGUCUGCGGCUUCAACUACGACACCAACCCCAUCCUCUGUGCGCGCUGGGCGGUUCUCGGAGCAUGGAAUCCGUUCUACCGCAACCACGCAGAGGAGACUACCAUAUACCAAGAAUUUUACCGAUGGCCAAUUGUUGCGAAUGCUGCUCGCGGAGCCAUUGCCACGCGAUAUAAGCUCCUCGACUACAUGUACACAAACUUUCACCGGCAGAGCACAACUGGCACUCCGAUGCUGACUCCGUUGAUGUGGGAGUAUCCCGAUGAUGCCAACACCUUCGCCAUUGACUUGCAGUUCUUCCAUGGCGAUGCUUUCUUGGUGUGUCCCGUCACGACGCCUAACGAGACGAGCGUGACCUUCUACAUGCCAAAGGACACAUUCUAUGACUUUGACACUUUUGAAAAGAUCGAGGGAAAGGGAGCUAAUAUAACUCGCAAUAAUGUCGGAUAUUCUGAAAUUCCUGUGUACAUCCGAGGUGGCAACAUCAUCGCCAUGCGCGCCAAAAGUGCCUACACAACAACAGCACUCCGGCGAGAAGAUUUUGAGCUCAUCAUCGCUCCUGAUGCUCAUGGGCGUGCCUCGGGAGACCUGUAUCUUGAUGACGGCGAUUCUCUGGAGCCCACCGAAACCAGUCUACUUCAGUUCAGCUAUAACAAGGGUGUCCUGGAAAUGGACGGCAGUUUUGGCUACCAACCGGGUGUAAAGAUCUCCGCAAUCAAGCUGCUUGAUGUCGCCGAGUCAAAGUGUGGCGGACACAAUGCGGCAAAGCAAACACUAACGCAAAGUGUGGAAUUGCCCUUAACACACAAGUUUUCGGUCAACAUUGAUCAAUGUUGA